AUGCGACUCGCUGACGUAACUUCCGCGAUCGCCGUAAAACUCUUGUACAGCGCGAUAAAAAUCGUUGGUCCGGCAAAAUUCAAAAUGAGCGAUUUGAUACACGUGAAUAAGUACAAGACGAUUUUUGAGAAGGAUUAUACACCAAAUUGGAUCACCGAGGUGUUUACGAUCGUUAAAGUGCAGCGUACCAAUCCCGUAACCUAUCUAUUCGAGAACUAUCACAAAAAAUCCGUCGCUGAAGCGUUCUACGAGCGCGAAUUGCAUCGCGCUCAUCCGGACGUGUAUCUCGUGGAGAAAGUACUGCGCAAGAAGGACGACAAAAUGUACGUCAAGUGA
Molecule: messenger RNA, 336 nt
Organism: Trachymyrmex septentrionalis
Lineage: Eukaryota; Metazoa; Arthropoda; Insecta; Hymenoptera; Formicidae
Exons: 1
Coding region: 1-336 (111 amino acids)
Source: RefSeq, a predicted model, not a curated record